Molecule: messenger RNA, 1847 nt
Organism: Brassica napus (rape)
Lineage: Eukaryota; Viridiplantae; Streptophyta; Magnoliopsida; Brassicales; Brassicaceae
Product: growth-regulating factor 2-like
Exons: 3
Coding region: 319-1788 (489 amino acids)
Biological process (GO): developmental process; regulation of DNA-templated transcription; DNA-templated transcription
Cellular component (GO): nucleus
Molecular function (GO): ATP binding
Source: RefSeq, a predicted model, not a curated record
AAUAAAAAGCAUGGAUAUAUAUGUUGUAACAUGUCCGAGAUCCGGAAUGUGUUUUUUUUAGGUACACCAUUCUUGUCUCCUCCCAAAGCUUCAUCUCUCUCAACCAAUUAUUUUAAAGUAUUACUAUUUUUUUCAUUUAUAAAAAAUAAUAAUAUCUCUUUCACAUUAAAAAAUCUCUAAUAGUAUACACAAACGUUACACUUCCGCCUCGUUCUUCUCCCCAUCUCUCAUCUUCUUGAGCUUCGCUCAACCUCCUAUGGCAAGUCUCUCUCAAGUCAUUAUCUAGCUUCUUUUUUAUUAGUUCUUAUAGCUUUUUAAAUGGAUCUUGGGUCGGUAACUGGCAAUGUUAACGGGUCACCGGGUCUAAAAGAGCUUAGAGGAUCCAAACAAGACAGAUCCGGAUUCGACGGUGAGGAUUGCUUGCAACAAAGCUCGAAGCUAGCUAGAACAAUAGCUGAAGACAAACACUUGCCUUCCUCUUACGCAGCUUAUAGCAGACCAAUGUCGUUUCAUCAAGGCAUUCCUCUUACAAGAUCUGCUUCUCUUCUCUCCUCUGACUCUCGCCGGCAAGAACACAUGCUUAGCUUCUCAGAUAAACCAGAAGCUUUCGACUUCAGUAAAUACGUCGGUUUGGAUAACAACAAGAACUCUCUCUCGCCGUUUCUUCACCAGCUUCCACCUCCUUAUUGUAGAAGCUCAGGAGGAGGAUAUGGUUCUGGUGGAAUGAUGAUGAGCAUGCAAGGGAAAGGGCCUUUUACAUUGACUCAAUGGGCUGAGUUAGAGCAACAGGCCUUGAUCUAUAAGUAUAUCACAGCCAAUGUCCCUGUUCCUUCUAGUUUGCUCAUCUCUAUCCAAAAGUCCUUUUACCCUUAUAGAUCAUUUCCUCCCAGUUCCUUUGGAUGGGGAACAUUCCAUCUAGGUUUCGCAGGAGGUAAAAUGGAUCCUGAGCCAGGGAGAUGCCGUAGAACAGACGGUAAGAAAUGGCGGUGCUCAAAAGACGCUGUUCCUGAACAGAAGUACUGCGAAAGACACAUCAACAGAGGCCGUCACCGUUCAAGAAAGCCUGUGGAAGUCCAACCUGGCCAAACCGCUGCGUCCAAAGCGGUUGCAUCGCGUAACACUGCAUCACAAAUACCUAGCAACAGGUAUAUAUAUAUACAUAACGUAUCUUUUCAAUACUUUGGCAUGUUGUUAAUAGCUUGCUUACAUAUUAUUAUUGCAAAAAACAGAGUCCAGAAUGUGAUAUAUCCAUCCAACGUUAACUUGCAACCCAAGGAACAGAGAAACAACGACAACAGCCCUUUUGGGUUUGGUCACGUGACCUCUUCCUCAUUGCUCACAUCUUCGUACCUAGACUUUAGCAGCAACCAAGAGAAGCCUUCGGGGAAUCAUCACAACCAGAGCUCUUGGCCUGAAGAGCUGAAAUCGGAUUGGACGCAGCUUUCAAUGUCAAUUCCAGUUGCAUCAUCAUCUCCUUCCUCCACCGCUCAAGACAAAACCGCACUCUCGCCUCUCAGGCUAGACUUACCGAUCCAAAGCCAGCAGGAGACACUGGAGUCUGCGAGAAAGGUGAAUACGUGGAUACCAAUCUCAUGGGGGAACUCCUUAGGAGGUCCUUUAGGGGAAGUACUUAACAGCACAACGAGUAGUCCCACGUUGGGAUCUUCUCCUACAGGUGUUUUGCAGAAGUCCACGUUUUGCUCGCUUUCUAACAGCAGCUCUGUAACCAGCCCCAUUGCGGACAACAACAGAAACAACAAUGUUGACUACUUUCAUUACACAACCUGAAACUAGUCAUGAGCGGGCUGUCUUUUUUUUUUUUUUUUUUUAAUUUGUUUCUUGGUGCA